AAAUGGCCUCCCACCACAACCUCUAACUACCAGUAUUACUCCUCUCAUCCAAUCAAAACAAGCUCAUUCUGCAGCUAUGGAUGCCUCUUUCCUUCUCAUCACCUUCUUCCUGGCUGGCUUAGCAGCUCUAGGGACCCUUUCGAUGAUGUCGGAGGCUCGAGCCUUCUUUGUUUUUGGUGAUUCUCUUGUUGACAAUGGCAAUAACAACUUCUUACUGACGACAGCUCGUGCUGACUUGCCUCCUUAUGGGAUCGACUACCCGACUCACCGGCCGACAGGCAGAUUCUCUAAUGGCCUCAACAUGCCUGACAUUAUCAGUGAGCACCUUGGGGCCGAACCGACAUUGCCUUAUCUCAGCCCUGAGCUCCGAGGAGAAAAACUACUCGUGGGCGCCAACUUCGCGUCGGCAGGGAUCGGAAUUCUCAAUGAUACUGGAAUUCAAUUUCUAAACAUUAUUAGAAUCGACAGGCAAUUGGUAUACUUUGAGCAGUACAAGCAAAGGUUAAGCUCGGUCGUAGGCGAGGCUCAGAUGAAGAAGCUUGUCAACCAAGCCCUCGUCCUCAUCACUCUUGGAGGCAAUGACUUUGUCAACAACUACUACUUGGUGCCCUUCUCCGCACGAUCUCGCGAGUUUGCACUUCCUGACUACGUUCGCUAUUUGAUCUCCGAAUACAAGAAAAUUCUUGGGAGGCUAUAUGAAUUAGGUGCCCGCCGAGUAAUGGUCACCGGAACCGGUCCUCUUGGCUGCGUGCCGUCAGAGCUUGCUCAAAGAGGUCGGAACGGCGAGUGCGCCGCUGAGCUGCAGAGAGCUGCAUCCCUAUUCAAUCCCCAGUUGGACCGAACUUUAAUUGAACUGAACAGAAAAUUUGGAUCAGACGUCUUUAUCUCUGCCAAUGCUUUCAAGAUGCAUAUGGACUACAUAUCCGAUCCAGGGUCCUAUGGUUUUGUUACAUCAAAAAUUGCAUGCUGUGGGCAAGGACCUUACAACGGGCUAGGGCUAUGUACUGCUGCAUCAAAUUUAUGUCCCAACCGCAACUUAUAUUCAUUUUGGGAUGCAUUCCAUCCCACAGAGAAAGCAAACCGGAUCAUCGUGAGCCAGUUCAUGAUUGGUUCCUCCGAGUACAUGAACCCCAUGAAUUUGAGCACCAUUCUAGCCAUGGAUGCAAGCACUUAGUUUCUUGAGAACUGAUCCAUUUCCUUUCCUUUUAGCUCCACGGAAUGUUCUCUUUGCUCGCCAGCAUUCGUUAUGUGUUGUGUGUCUGCCAUAUCCAGUGUAUCAUCUCUUGUGUGGUUCAAAGUUCGAGCCCGAGAUUUCAUGCAUAAGUUGGCUAUGGAUUAAUAAACUAAUAUGUAGCCGUUGAGCAUGUUGGUUUCUGGCGCAUAAUAAUGGGGACAUGUUGUCGAAAUUAUACCUUAUAUAUCUAGCGUGCACGCACCAUGCCGAUCACUGUAUCUCCUUUCUGUAGGCUAACCAUUUAGAUGAGUGUACGAUGAAUGGAGCCCAUAGGAAGAAGAAUGAGGUGAUUGGUGUGGUGCACUGCUAUGUGGUGCAUGCGGUGUAGGAUGUGCUAAAUUUUGUGGAUGUUUGAACUGUGGAUUUUCUUUCAUACAAAAUAAAAAGGAGUGUGAAUUGGACUUC
This is a messenger RNA of Phoenix dactylifera (date palm), 1639 nucleotides long. Its product is annotated as GDSL esterase/lipase At5g33370-like. The record is from RefSeq and is a predicted model, not a curated record. Lineage: Eukaryota; Viridiplantae; Streptophyta; Magnoliopsida; Arecales; Arecaceae. Gene Ontology annotation, molecular function: hydrolase activity, acting on ester bonds.